Molecule: messenger RNA, 3813 nt
Organism: Tetrahymena thermophila SB210
Lineage: Eukaryota; Ciliophora; Oligohymenophorea; Hymenostomatida; Tetrahymenidae
Product: E1-E2 ATPase family protein
Exons: 12
Cellular component (GO): membrane
Molecular function (GO): ATP binding; ATP hydrolysis activity; P-type transmembrane transporter activity
Source: RefSeq, a predicted model, not a curated record
AUGAUUAAAUGCCAAACAUCUGAGGCAGAAUAUUUGAGAGUUGUGUCUUAAGAUGAUCAAAUUACUUUAGUGAAAAUAGAAUCAAAGACAAUGAAAUUAAAUAACAAGCCACUUCAAUGUUAUUUGAUCUUUAAUUACAGGCUGUACACUUAUUACUACGAUAGCACUUAAGAUUGCUUUUUGCCUAUAUAAUUUGCGUUAAGUUAAUUGACUAAUUAAUAAAUCUACUAAUAGUAUGGGCUUGGCAUUUCAAGUGAUCAAAAAUACCAAGAGCUAAUUUCAAUUUAUGGAUAGAAUAACACAGAAAUACCUGAAAAACCAACAAUGAAAAUAUUUAUAGAUGAAGUUCUUUCUCCUUUCUACAUUUUCUAAGUCUUUAGCAUUAUUAUAUGGAUACUUUUACCAUAUUAUUACUACUCUGCCAUUCUUUUUACAAUAUCUGCUCUAUAAUGCAUUUUCACUCUAAUUGAAACAAAGAAUAAUAACAAAAAGCUAAGAGAAAUGAGUUUCUUUGAAACUUAAGUUUUUGUGUAUAGAGGAGUUUCCCAAUAUAUUAAACUAGAUGGAGGAUAUGUUAUUGACAGAAAAAUUUCAAAUUACAAGCAAAAGAUAAGCUCAUUAAAUUUAGUUCCUGGAGAUCUAAUUGAAAUUCCUGAUGGUUAGAUACUUCCUUGUGAUGUAAUUCUUAUGAAUGGUACAAGCGUAAUGAACGAAUCUAUGCUUACUGGAGAGUCUAUUCCUGUAAUUAAAUCAGCACUACCUUUUAGUAGUAAUUAAUAUCAUCCAAAUGAAGAUGGAAAAUAGUCUACUCUAUUUGCUGGAACUAAAUGCAUUGAAACAAGAUACCACUUAAAGGGAUCCAUACCUAUACUGGGGUUGGUAAGCUCAACUAGCUUUAAUACGAUGAAAGGUUAACUGGUCAGAUCUAUUUUAUAUCCUAAACAAAAUUCCUUCUCUUUUUAUGUUGAUUCAUUGAAAUUUAUUGCAGUUCUUGCUUUCAUUUCACUUUUAGGUUUCUUUUUUUCAAUUCCUUUUAUGAUUAGAGGCUACAACUUAAAUUUUCUUGAGGUUAGAGAUUUAAUUUUGGGCAGUGUCAAUUUGGUUACAAUUACUGUUCCUCCUGCUUUACCUACUUGCUUAUCAAUAGGUAUCUCUUUUGCUAUUUCAAGAUUAAAAAAGCAAAAAAUAUAUUGCAUUUCACCACCAAAGGUAAACAUUAGUGGUAAAGUUACGAUUAUGUGUUUUGAUAAGACAGGAACACUUACUGAGGAAGGUCUUGAUAUGUAUGGUUUAAGAUCAGUUGUGUAUUAAGGGCCUAAUAGAGUUAACUUUGCAAAACUUGAAGAAGAUACUUACAAACUUGGAAUGAAUAAAAUAUUAAAACUAAAUGGCUAUCCCGAAUAAGAGCAUUUAUAUGGAGAAGGAAAUCCCUAUUCUAUAAUAGGAGAUCCUGAUCUAAUUUUAAAAGAAUGCAUGGCUAGUUGUCAUGGUAUAACUCGAGUUAAAGGCGAGCUAAUUGGAGAUCCUUUAGAGGUAAAGAUGUUCGAAGCUACUGAAUGGGAAUUGAUAGAAUAGAAUUUGAGUUUUUAUUCAGAACUUGUUUUAGCUGUUGUAAAAUCAAAAAAAAUGGAUAUAUCAGAAUAAUACAAAACUUCAUAACCAUUAAAUUAGAUGAAUUAAACAUAAAUUAAGUUAGGUAUUGUAAAAAGAUUUGAAUUCUCCUCAAAGCUUUAAAGAAUGAGCACUAUUGUAAAGAAUUUAGAUUUUAAUACUGACUUUUACAAGUUGUAUGUCAAGGGUUCUCCUGAAAAAAUUUUUGAACUGAGCAAGCCUUCUUCUAUUCCUUAAAAUUUUAAUGAAAUUCUUGAUUUUUAUGCCAGAAAGGGAUUUAGAGUACUUGCUUUUGGAGUUAAAAUACUUAAAAUGAAUUAGCACUAAAUUCAAAAGUUAGAAAGAGAUGAGAUAGAAAAUAAUUUGACAUUUGCUGGGCUGUUAAUUAUGGAAAACAAGCUAAAGCCUAUUACUAAAUCAAUAAUUGAAGAUCUUCAGGAUGCAAAUGUCCGUACAAUAAUGGUUACAGGUGAUAAUGCACUUACAGCUAUCAGUGUUGGAAGAUAAUGUAAGAUUUUAGAUGAGAAAAAUAGAGUUUACUUUGGUGAUUUAAGUGAUGAUCCAGCUCAAAAAGGCAAAAUUGUUUGGAGAGAUUUUGAAAACAGUUAAAAGCAUCUAAAAGAAGAUGAUUUACAACCAGAAAAUGGACUGAUAAAAUAUUAAGAUAAUUAAAUUCCAGAAAUUUAAGAAGAGAUAGCCAUCAUAUAGUAUGCUUAAAAGUUAGAGAGUGUUGAUAGAAGAAUUUCUAUGAUGUAAUAAAAUUAACGAAAAAAAACAGAUAGUAUAAAUUAGCCUUUAGUUUCUUUGUAAAGUUCUAAAAUUUACAGAGAAAGAGCUAAAACUCAAAUAAAUGAGCAAGAAGAUAAAUAAACUAAAGAUUAGACAAUAAUAAAAGUUGAAAUUAAUACACAGAAAAAAUUAAAUAAAAUGAGUGAAAUUUCAUAAGCUUCAGAGAGCAAUUGCUCCACAUAUAGUGAAGACUUAGACACUAAUUAAAAAAUUCAAGAAGAAUAAGCAAUAGCUGCUCUAAAUGACGAUAUUAAUGAUUUUAUUCCUUGGAAUAACUCAUAAGAUGGCUAUACUUUAGCAAUAACUGGAAGGGCUUUCUCAAAGAUUAUAAGUUAAUCUACUUAAAGCGAUGAAAAGGCUCAGCUCUUAAGAACUAUGCUGCUUAAAACAUAAAUCUUUGCUAGAAUGAGACCAGAGGAAAAAUCUCUUCUACUAUAAUAGUUAUAGGAUUUACCAUGGAAGCCAACAUGUGGUAUGUGUGGUGAUGGCGCAAAUGACUGUGGAGCUUUAAAAACUGCAGAUAUGGGAAUUUCUUUGUCAGAAGCUGAAGCUUCAAUAGCUGCACCAUUUACAUCUAAAAUACAAGAUAUUUCUUGUGUGGUAGAGUUACUCAGAGAAGGGAGAGCUGCACUUGUUACAAGUUUCUCAUGUUUUAAGUUCAUGGCUUUAUACUCUAUGAUAUAAUUCUUUACUACGAUUAUUUUAUAUACUGUUAACACAUUACCAGGAGAUAUGCAGUUCUUGUAUUGGGAUCUUUUUACUGUUUUUCCACUGGCUUUGCUUAUGGGGCAUACUGAAGCUAGUCAAAAACUAUCUAAAUAAGUUCCUGGUUCAAAUCUUAUUUCGUUUCCAGUGCUUUGUUCUGUGAUUGGGAUGACAAUUUUAAAUGCAGGAUUUUAAGUAAUUAUGUUCCUCAUUCUUAGAGCUUAAAGCUGGUAUAUAUCUGUUUAUGAUACUCAUAUAUAUCUAAAUGAUUUAGACGACCCAAGUAAUCGCAAAAAUUGCUAUGAAUCAACAGUUUUGUUUUUAUUUGUCAACUUCUAGUAUAUUUCUACUUGUAUAGCAUUUUCAAUAGGUAAACCUUUCAAGAAAGAGUUUUAUACAAAUUUAUUUUUCUCUGUUUCUCUCGGUUUAAUCGUUUCACUCUCUUUAUAUGUGCUGCUUUUACAUGACAGCUUUACCACUGACUUCUUCAGCAUUUUUGAGGAAGUUAAACUUGAUGAUCAAGAACCUAUAUCAGAAAUGCCUUAUGUCUUCCUUUUAAUAAUAUUAGCAGUAGCUUGUGUUAACUCAGCAAUUAACAUUGCUUAUGAAAAAUAUGUUGUGGUAAAACUAGCUGUUGCUUAUAAAAGUAGAAAAGAUAAAAAAAGAAACCCAGCAUUAUUGGAUCCUCAAUAGAAAAUUAAAUCUUGA